Messenger RNA from Sparassis crispa, 2415 nucleotides. Its product is annotated as Protein SEY1. Lineage: Eukaryota; Fungi; Basidiomycota; Agaricomycetes; Polyporales; Sparassidaceae. Gene Ontology annotation, cellular component: endoplasmic reticulum. Gene Ontology annotation, biological process: endoplasmic reticulum membrane fusion. Gene Ontology annotation, molecular function: GTPase activity; GTP binding. The record is from RefSeq and is a predicted model, not a curated record. The transcript has 13 exons. The coding region runs from base 1 to 2415 and encodes 804 amino acids.
AUGGCACAACCGAGCGUGUUACCCCCAGCGUCCAGCUCUCAGAGCUCAUCUUCCAAGAGCAGAACGUCGCUGGUCAACGGCCAUUACUCCAACGGCGAUGCGACCAGAGAGUCUGCGUCCGUGCGGGUGCAAAUCAUCGACGACGAGAAGCAAUUCACGUCUGAAUUGACUCCCCAAAUCGCAACGUGGGGACUGCAGAAUGCUGGUUUCGACUACGAUAUUGUUUCAGUAUUUGGCUCACAGUCGACAGGGAAAAGUACCUUACUGAAUAGAUUGUUUGGAACAAACUUCGACGUCAUGGACGAAUCCAGACGUCAGCAGACGACCAAAGGGAUCUGGAUGUGUAAGGCUAAGGGAAUGAAUGUGAUGGUCAUGGACGUGGAAGGAACUGACGGCAGGGAACGUGGAGAAGAUCAGGACUUCGAACGCAAAUCUGCACUCUUCUCUCUGGCUUCGUCCGAAGUCCUCAUCGUUAACCUGUGGGAACACCAAGUAGGCUUGUACCAGGGAGCGAACAUGGGAUUGCUCAAGACUGUCUUCGAAGUGAACCUCGGCCUGUUCGGAAAGAAGACUGCAGAUGGUCGCAAUCAACGUACUAUGCUGCUAUUCGUGAUUCGUGAUCACAUUGGGACCACUCCGCUCGCUAACCUGCAGGCAACAUUGACGGCGGACAUGCAAAAGAUUUGGGAAACCCUCUCCAAGCCUCCAGAACUGCAAGACCGCCGGCUUUCCGACUACUUCGACCUCUCCUUUGCUGUUCUCCCACAUAAGAUGUUGGCAGCAGACAAGUUCGAGGUCGAAGUCCAAGCAUUGAGGAAACGCUUCGCUGAAAAGUCCCGUGAUGAUUAUGUCUUCAAGCCUGCAUACCAUAAGAGAAUUCCAGCAGAUGGCGUUGCCUUCUAUAUGGAAGGUAUUUGGGAACAAGUUCAGACAAAUAAGGAUCUGGAUCUUCCUACACAGCGAGAACUACUGGCACAAUUUCGCUGUGACGAGAUUUCCACCGCGGCGUUGGUUGAAUUCAGCGAGCAGGCCAAGCCGCAACGAAGACCAAUCGAGUCAGGGAAGGUAGUCGAAGGCCUGGGAGGGAUGAUGCGCACCUGGCGUUCGACAGCACUAGAACGCUAUGACCGUGACGCGUCUCGCUACCACCAGGGCGUGUACAAACGUAAGCGUGCAGACCUGAUCAGCGUGCUGGACUCGACCCUGUCACCGCUCUUCCUCGGGCAGCUCAAGAACCUGCACAAGGACUGCAUGGUCACAUUCAAGGCGGAGAUGCACGAGGGCAUGCGCGGUGAGGGGUACAACUUCGCCGACGUCGUGAAAGCUGCCCGAGGGCGGUGCGAGACACGAUUCCUGGAGGCCGCAGGGGAGGCGCUAGUCGACGGCGCUGAGUGGACGUAUGACGACGCCUUCGCACUCCUGCAGGAGGACGUCAGAAGCGUUGCGGACCAGUGCAGAAAGGACGAGACGAAGAAGAUGGUUAACAUUAUUGAGCGCAAUUUCAAGAAGCAGAUCUCGGAACCCGUUGAGAUACACCUCAACAAGCCUGGAAUCGACAUGUGGGAUAAGGUGCUCACAGUCUUCCGUGACAUAUUGGGGAAAGCCGAGGCAUCGUAUCUUGCUAAGGCGAAAAGUUUCGACUGCACGGACGAAGAAAAUGCAACGGCUCUUGCAACACUGAGGAAACGUGCAUGGCUGGCCCUGUGUGCCAAGAUCGGCGAGCAAACCUCGGACUCAACUUUCCUCAGCAAGCUGCGUGUGCACUUCGAGGAGCGCUUCAGGUAUGACGAACACGGUGUGCCGCGGGUGUGGAGACCGGGUGACGACAUUGACGGCGCGUUCAAGAAUGCGAGAGAUCAGACUCUCGAGCUCGUUCCCGUCUAUUCCAAGAUUUCACCUAUCGACCCGUCGUUGCAAUAUACCCUACCGUCAGAUACGUCCGACUCGUUCACCGGGGCAGAAGACUUCGAUUUCCCGGCCACGCUCAUCAUUUUCACGGAGACAAAGAUCCUCGAUCUCAUGAACCGGUUCAGGCGCGAUGCGGACGCGUUCUAUGUCGAGGCGAAGCGCAGCACAGUAUCGAGCGUCGCGCAGAUUCCGUACUGGAUGUACGGCGUGCUCGUUGUGCUCGGGUGGAACGAAGCGAUGGCCGUCCUCUUCAACCCGGUAUACUUCGCGAUACUCCUCUGCCUGAUUGCUGCUGCGUAUAUUAUCGUCCAGCUGGGCUUGGUCGGGCCUCUCUUUACAUUACUGAGGACGGUUAGCACUGAGAUACAACGUCAAGCAACUGACCGCCUCCGGGAACACUUCUCCCAGCAUGUCCACGCUCAGCCUGUUCGGUCACGGCCUUUGCCAGUGAAGUAUGAGGCUGAUGAGGACCACGAACUCAGGCAUGUUAAGGCAGAGCCGAUGUGA